Molecule: messenger RNA, 2079 nt
Organism: Ooceraea biroi (clonal raider ant)
Lineage: Eukaryota; Metazoa; Arthropoda; Insecta; Hymenoptera; Formicidae
Gene: abo
Product: de-etiolated protein 1 abo
Biological process (GO): positive regulation of proteasomal ubiquitin-dependent protein catabolic process; protein ubiquitination
Cellular component (GO): cullin-RING ubiquitin ligase complex; nucleus
Molecular function (GO): ubiquitin protein ligase binding; ubiquitin-like ligase-substrate adaptor activity
Source: RefSeq, a predicted model, not a curated record
UUUCGAAUGGAAUGUUGCGUGGAGAAGACGUUGCAGAUGUGUCUUUUAAUUAACAGAGCUGACGUGUUGCGUGCGGUGUGACAGUUGCAGGUCUCGCGCAGAUCGGCAACCAUGAGCGAAGUUUUUGUGCAGCAUUGCGCAACAAAUCCGUAGGAUGACGACGAAGGAGAGCAAAAUCGAGGUUGUGACAGGUCCCUGCCCGCUCAAGCCGCGGAAGAUCAAUCCGCAGAAUGUGGUGGUGCGCCUACGGCAGAGGGAAACGAUGGGUUGCUCCUUCCCGGGCACGCACGUGCAUUGUGCCCGGCAAUUCUAUCAAAAUGUCUUUCCUAACUUUACUGUGAUGAACGUGGAGAAACCACCGUGUUUUCUCCGUAAGUUUAGCCCCGACGGGAAGUACUUAGUGGCGUUCAGCGCGGACCAAACGUCUAUCGAGGUGUAUGAAUAUUACGGCGCCUCCGCUGCCGCGGACUUGUUGGCCGACUGCGAAGGCGAAUAUAUCGGCCACAAGAACGACGAUUGCAGUUUUUUUAUACGCAGCAAUAUUUUCUCGCGGUUUUUUAAGGUAAAGUGGAUUAUAAACGUGGUGCAAAGCAAUGAGCAACUGAACAGAGAAUGUAGCCUCUUCACCGACGACGCUCGGUACGUGAUUGUGGGCUCAGCUGCUCAUAUCCCUGAUGAAUUGAGGCCACACUUUUACCAGAUUUAUUCCAAUAAUGAGGCAUUGACACCAAAUCCUAGAUCGCCACUUGAGGAUUACAGUUUGCAUCUUGUCGAUCUACGAAGCGGAAAGUUGUGCGACACUAGACAUUUUAAAGUUGACAAAAUUUACUUGUCGCAUAAUCAAGGUUUAUAUUUAUACAAGGAUAUACUAGCAGUCUUGUCUGUACAGCAUCAAAUGAUACAUAUAUUUCAAUUGCUCGACGGCAUGUUCAUAAAUGUCAGAACAAUAGGAAGGUUUUGUAUGGAAGACGACGCGUAUUUAGUUACGAGCGCUUUUCCUGGAACUAAUUACAGACCGUUUAAAGACAUUGCAGUAAACAGCCUGAAACACAGAUUAUUAGUAUACUUAUAUAAAAGAGCAGAUUACAUAAGCUAUGUAACGAAGGACCCGUAUGAAUUGAGGAGAUUCUAUCAAUAUUUUGACCAAUUAAAUGCAUUACGAAUGUGGAAAAUGCAGCUGUUAGAUACAAACCAUAUCCUAGUGAGAUACGCUAGCGAAGAAGUGGCGACGUUGCAGGCGAACGAACCAAGUGCGCAGCCAGCGUUAUUAGUGGUCUAUGACAUGGUCAAGGCAAAGAUCUUGGCGGCGUACGACAAUGCGUCGACCGAGCUGUUGACACAGUUCGAGAACUUCAGCGAUUUUUUUAGAAAUGCUAGAAUGAGUACCGAUUGUCAGUACAUGUGUUCGCCAUCUAACAAUAUAUACGCCCGAUUGUUGCAACAGAGAUUUAAGCAAACAAUAAUCAGCGCUAGGUACGGGGGAAUUACUGAAGCUACGAAAAGAUUACUCGCUCAAUUGCCGAUAUGCGCUCAAUCUUAUUCCAGUUCACCGUACCUCGACUUGUCGUUGUUCUGUUACGACGACAAAUGGGUGUCCAUGAUGGAACGCCCUAAAGCAUGCGGAGAGUAUCCGAUUCGUUUUUACGCACGCGAUUCCGGCUUGUUAAAAUUUAAAAUGUACGCUGGCAUGCUAGGGCGAGCAGCACCGACGGCCGCCAGGCGAUUAGUUGCAUUCACUUUUCAUCCUACAGAUCCGUUUGCGAUUUCGGUACAACGUACCAACGCAGAGUAUAUCGUCAGUUUUCACGUUAGGCAUGUUUAAAUUUUUCCUUACGUGUAAAUAUUGAUAGUGUAUAAAAUCAAAUUUCUUAUACUUUACUAAAAUAAUUGUUGCAAUUGCUGCCGCCAAAGUACAAAACGGAUCUUAUAUUUUGGAUAAAAAUGUGUUACGAAAUAAUUAGUUAACUCAAGGAAAAAAAAGAAAGAGAUUAAUUGACUGCUCUAGAAUGUAAAUAUGUAAUUUAAUAUACUUUUAAUACAACCGUAAAUUAAGAAUCGUUGAAGUUAAAAGAAGAAUGC